AUGGAAAAGCCUUCCUCAUCACUUGAAGAGCUUUUGAAGACGUAUAUUGUGGACUCUAAGGCUCGUCUUGAUCAACAUGACGCUCGUCUCAACAACAUUGAAACUCACUGCACCAAUUUGGGAGGCACUAUGAAGGCACUAGAAACACAAGUUGGCCAAUUGGCUAAUGCUAUAAAAGGGCAAUCAUCAAGGUCCUUCCCAAGCGACACCGAGAAGAUCCCAAGGGAGUGCAAGGCCAUCACAUUGAGGAGUGGUAAAGAGCUUGAAAGCCUGAGUGUUCAAAACGCCAUGGUUGAUGAGGAGCCUAUCAAGAGCAAUGAUGAUGGUAAGGACAAGUCAAAAGAGGAAAAUCUGAAGGCGAAGAAGGAAGCACCAGUGGUUACACCAGGUUCGAUCACUUUUCUGGAUAACCCACCUCGUAUCACUCCCCCAUUGCCAUUCCCUCAACGGUUCCAGAAGAAUACGCUUGACGAGCAAUUUGAGAAAUUUCUCAAUAUCUUCAAGAGGAUCCACAUCAACAUCCACUUCGUGGACGCUCUAGAGCAAAUGCCAAACUAUGCCAAAUUCAUGAAGGAAGUUAUGUCCAAGAAGCGCAAACUCGAGGACUAUGAGACAGUGAAGCUUACAGAAGAAUGUAGCGCUAUCAUAAAGAGACAACUACUGGAGAAAUUGAAGGAUCCGGGUAGUUUUAGAAUCCCAUGCAUCAUUGGAGAACUUCACAUUGAGAAAGCCUUGUGUGAUCUUGGGGCUAGCAUCAACCUCAUGCCUCUCUCUAUCUUGCGGAAGCUCAACCUUGGAGAGAUCACACCUACCACCAUCUCAUUACAAUUGGCGGACCGCUCUCUCACCUACCCUAAAGGUAUUAUCGAGGAUGUCUUGAUGGAAGAAGAUCAGGAAAUCUCCAUUAUUUUUGGAAGGCCUUUCCUAGCUACCGGAAGGGCUUUAAUAGAUGUGCACAGUGGGAACUUGACUUUAAGGUUCAAUGAGGAGAAAGCCAUCUUCAACCUCUUAAAUUCCAAGAAGUCUCCGCAAGAAAAGCCGACAUGCAACCGAGUGGAGGAAUUGAAAUCUUGUAUCAAGGAGUUCACUCAAGAAGUGAUGCCGAAAGAAUCUUUGAGGAAUGGUCCUACCAAUUCCCUAACCAUAAAAAAAUUGAGCAAUGAACAUUGUCCCAAGAAAGAUGAUGCGGGGGAGUAUAUUGUUAAGAAGGCUGAAGCCAUUGCCACCCCGAUGAACAAUGAAAUGGUGGUGGCCAAGAAGAAAGCCAAGAAGAAGCACGAUCAGCGAACCUCGUGGCAAGAUCUCACUUUGGGCCAACGCAUCCUUCUUUUCAACUCUCAGUUGAAGCUCUCCCCUGAAAAGGUGGAGUCAAGAUUAUCUGGAACAUUUAAGAUCAAGCGAGUGUUUUCUUUCUAUACCAUCGAGCUAGAACCAAGAGGAUGA
Molecule: messenger RNA, 1443 nt
Organism: Morus notabilis
Lineage: Eukaryota; Viridiplantae; Streptophyta; Magnoliopsida; Rosales; Moraceae
Exons: 2
Coding region: 1-1443 (480 amino acids)
Source: RefSeq, a predicted model, not a curated record